AUAUAUCAAGGUGAUAGAGCUAGCUGAUCAAUGGAUCCUCUUGUGAUUGGACGAGUAAUAGGAGCCUUUCACAGGUUGCGUCUCUCUGAGGAUAUCGUCUUUAACAAUUGCUCCCAAGUUAUCAACUGCUCAAACCCUGGUAUAUAAAAGGGUUGAAGUUGGGGGAGAUAAUCUCACGACCUUUUGCACCCUGGUCUAUAAUGAAGUUGGUGGAGAUGAACUCUCAUGACUUUUAUUAGGGUGUAGAAGGUCCUGAGUUCAUCUCCACCAACUCAGAGGGAAUGGUGGAUUCUGAUGCACCUAGACCAGGAAAUUCAAAUCAAAGGGAAUAUUUGCACUGGUAAGUGCCCCUCCAAUCCAUGGCUUGCAUGGGCAACGUGGGCAAAAUCACACCCCAGCAAUAUUCUCUUCUUCAAUAUCUUACACUCACACACAGGGUAACCAAUAUUCCAAGAACAAACUUCGGUGAAGAGGUUGUGAGCUAUGAGGAUGCACGACUGAUGAUGGGAUUCAUCUUUCUUUCAUACCAUAGACAAACUAUAUAUGCUCCAGGAUGUAGUCAAAAUUUCAAUACUAGUGGCAGCGGUCUACUUCAACUUAAACCCUCAAUUUGAUUAAACUAAUCAAACUAUAUAAUUUUCUUUUGCCUUUGUUUUCUUUUUCAUAAAUGAAUUUUUUAAAAAAAUUUACUAAUAAAAGUUUCAUAAAGUUAAUAGAUGGAAUUAAAAAUAAUGCCAAAAAAGGUGACGAGUAUAAUAAAAAUACAUCACAACAAUUAUUAUUAUAAUUAAUAAUUAAGUUGUGUCCACGUCUUUCUUCGCAAGUGACUAAAUUAGUUGAAUAGAAGAGCUCAAAUAACACUUAAAAAGAAAAGAGCUCAAAUAAGAUGUGCUUAUACUAAGGCGGCUCAUAACAUUUUAUGAGUACGAUAGAAUCACUUCUUAUAUAUAAAUAUUCAUAAAUAUAAAUAUAUAUUAUAUAAAAAAU
Messenger RNA from Glycine soja, 987 nucleotides. Its product is annotated as protein HEADING DATE 3A-like. The transcript is spliced from 3 exons. The record is from RefSeq and is a predicted model, not a curated record. Lineage: Eukaryota; Viridiplantae; Streptophyta; Magnoliopsida; Fabales; Fabaceae. Bases 360 to 614 code for a protein of 84 amino acids.